AUGCUGUCGGAUUACUCAACCGCUUGCCCGCCCAGUCAAGGAGGCGCUCAAUCGGCUGAAAAGCGUCAGUUUAAAGCGAUGCUUCGUCUGCUGUGGUUGGUGACUUGUGCAACGGUUCUAACCACCACCGUCGUCGACAUAGUCCAUUCUUCAACACACCGACGAUACUGCGGCAUGCAAAUCAUAGAGGCGUUGACCGCACUGUGCGGUGCUGUCAAGUCGUCAGAUCAGUUGAAGACCGGGUCAAUCAGCAACAGGUGCUGCCACGUAGGAUGUGACGCGAAUUAUCUACGCCGCUAUUGUGCUGAGGUGUUCUGA
Ostertagia ostertagi is the source of this 318-nucleotide messenger RNA. The record is from the annotation of a GenBank genome assembly. Lineage: Eukaryota; Metazoa; Nematoda; Chromadorea; Rhabditida; Trichostrongylidae.